Ricinus communis (castor bean) is the source of this 477-nucleotide messenger RNA. RefSeq lists its product as uncharacterized. Lineage: Eukaryota; Viridiplantae; Streptophyta; Magnoliopsida; Malpighiales; Euphorbiaceae. The transcript has a single exon. The record is from RefSeq and is a predicted model, not a curated record. Bases 1 to 477 code for a protein of 158 amino acids.
AUGAAAGAUGGGAGGAAAGUUACCCUAACACCUCUUUCUCCCAAGGAAGUGUAUGAUGAUCAAUGUAAGAUUGAAAAAGAGAGAGUGGAGGCUGAAAAUGCAAAGAACAUACUUGUACCACCUAAAAGUGGUAAGGAUAGUGGCAUUGAGCCUAGUGAGAAAUCCAAGAUGAAAAAGGGUAGUUUCUUGGCUAGGGAAAGUGAUAUUAGGCAUGCGUUGCAUACUAAUAGAGUAGUGUUCUUGAUUACUUGUAAAGAUGUUUGUUUGAACACUACUAAUGCACUUGAUCUUGCCUUGCCAAGAAAGUUUGUUGAUUUGUUGCAAGAGUUUGAUGAUGUGUUUCCUAAGGAGAUGUCGAGUGGUUUACCACCUAAAAGAGGAAUAGAACAUCAAAUAGACUUUGUGCCAGGGACUGCCACACCAAAUAGACCAGCCUAUAGAAGUAAUCCAGAGGAGACAAAGGAGCUUCAAAGAUAA